Sodiomyces alkalinus F11 is the source of this 315-nucleotide messenger RNA. RefSeq lists its product as hypothetical. NCBI's taxonomy places the organism in Eukaryota, Fungi, Ascomycota, Sordariomycetes, Glomerellales, Plectosphaerellaceae. The record is from RefSeq and is a predicted model, not a curated record. The transcript is spliced from 3 exons. Bases 1 to 315 code for a protein of 104 amino acids.
AUGGCUUCGACGGAUGCACGUAUCCAGAGGUCUUCUGUUACCACCUUCGUUUACCCGCUUCUUAUUUUCAUCUCGUUCAGCAUCGUGUCUUCAAAGCUGGGGCGUGGAGGGUCUGGAUCAUCCGAGUCUCUGGUCCCGCCUUUGAUUCGGUAUGACCAGCUUUCCUCCACAGGCUCUUUCUGCGACCAACGAUCCGCAGAAGGUCACGUCGCCAACGUCCCCUCGGCCAGGCCGUCCCACGCUCAUCGGCCCGAACAGUCAUGUUACUGGGUCCAUAUUCUCUUGAAUGCCAACCCCUCCAUUCUUCGUAUCUAA